AAUUUGAUGUAUCUGAUAUCGAGGUUAACGCAUUAGCUUCAGUUUAUCUGUAUGUUAUGGGAAUUGCGCCACUUGGAUGGGCUGCAUAUUCUGAUAGAUUUUCGUCGAGAAUAAGAGUCUAUUUCAUAACUAUAUUUAUAUUUAUUCUGUCAAGUAUAAUGUGUGCUGUUGUUCCAUCAAAUCUCUGGUUCUUAUUGCUAGGCCGUGGUUUACAAUCACUUGGCUCUUCUGCUAUGUUAUCAAUAGGAGCUGGUGUUAUUAGUGAUGUUUACAAUGCUCUCGAACGCGGAACUGCAUAUGGAUUUUUUUAUAUGGCUUAUUGGGUUGGUCAAUUACUUGGUCCUAUGAUAGGAAGCUACAUUGCUGAGUAUACUAGUUGGAGAUGGAUUUUUUGGUUUUUAACAAUUUUGGGUGGAGUAAAUUUAUUACUUGUGAUAAUCUUUCUUCCUGAAACAUCCAAUCCUCCAAAUCCCACAUCUGACGAUUCUAAUGAGAAUGCUCAAUCAAAAUGUCGAUUUAAUCCACUUACACCGCUUAAAUUGUUACGUUAUCCAAACGGAACUUUGGUGAUCAUUUACAUUUGCAUUAUGUCAUCAAUAACUCAACUUCAAUUUAUUAGUGUACCUGUCAACUUCGCCACCAGAUAUCAUCUAACUUCAUCACAAAUCGGUUCAUUAUUCUUUGUAUCUGGUUUUGGAUUCAUGAUUGGCAGUUAUAUUGGUGGUAAAUCUUCAGAUAUUGUGAUGAGACGAGCAAACAAGAAAAAUGGGACUGCUCAUCCAGAAGCGAGAAUUCAUAGUGUUUGGAUUAGUGCUGUAUUAUUACCAACUUGUUGUUUGAUUUAUGGUUUGUUGGUUGAAAAAGAAGUUCACAUGGCUGGUCCAUUGAUUGCUUGGUUUUUUAUAAUUUAUAAUUCAAUGUCAACCUAUUUGGUUGACGUUUUCUCAAGCCAAAGUGCAUCAAUAAUAGCAUUAAGCAAUUGUAUACGCAUGAUGGCAGCUGGCACUUUAUCGAUUUUAGCAUCUCCAAUGGAAAAUAAAUUGGGAACUGGAUGGGCGUUUGCUCUCUUGAGUGGAAUAUGUUAUGCCAGUAUUUUAAUCUUAGUGUUGGUUUACAUUAAAGGAAGAAGUUGGCGAGAACGAUUUAAAUUUUAA
Entrophospora candida is the source of this 1154-nucleotide messenger RNA. Lineage: Eukaryota; Fungi; Glomeromycota; Glomeromycetes; Entrophosporales; Entrophosporaceae. The record is from the annotation of a GenBank genome assembly.